AUGUCCUUCGCGAACGCAUGGAGACUCUGCGUUUUACCAGUGUUGUUGGCGGGGGUCCUGGCGCAGGGCUGCCGGGGUCCGCAUGUGCAGGUGGAUAUUAAUCAGGAUGCUCAGAUUGUGCUGAAUGAAAUGAAACAGACCCUGGUGGAACUCUCAGUGGGUCAGGCGGCCUCUGAGGCGCGACGAGCAACGUUUCAGCUCGACGACCUCUACACAGCUGAGAAGGGACCCCCCCUGACCCGGCGGUGCCUAGCUGAAAAGACAUCAUUGGAAGUCAGGACAUUGAACUUGUCCGAACUCACGGCGAGGGGACAGGCCCCGAACACGCUCCGUGUUGUCGACCAAGUGUUGCGUCAAUUCAGCAAGAUCUACAGUAUGAACCUGGACUCGGUCACAUGGCCCCGGAACAAGGUGGAGCAUCUCAGGCUUCUCCUGGAUGGGCAGAUCAGAGAGCUGGAAAACUGUGUGAGGAACACAGGCUCCGAGACCCGUCCACGGAGAAGCGCCGCGGUUCACAACUACUUCAGGAAACUCGGCAAGUUUCUUAAACGGAAGAGAUUCAGCGCUUGCGCCUGGGAAGUAACGCGCGCCGAGACCAGGGCGUGUUUACAACAAUUGCCUCUAGUAAUGACAAGAAUCAACGAGGCGAACUGAAGAUGUGACCAAUAUACAUUUAACCAGAUUUAUGUUAUUUAU
This is a messenger RNA of Leucoraja erinaceus (little skate), 696 nucleotides long. RefSeq names its product interferon alpha-F-like. The record is from RefSeq and is a predicted model, not a curated record. NCBI's taxonomy places the organism in Eukaryota, Metazoa, Chordata, Chondrichthyes, Rajiformes, Rajidae. Gene Ontology annotation, molecular function: cytokine receptor binding. Gene Ontology annotation, cellular component: extracellular region. Gene Ontology annotation, biological process: defense response. The transcript has 5 exons. Bases 1 to 654 code for a protein of 217 amino acids.